UAAUUCAAACUACCAUAUUUAUGUUAGUAACAUUAUUAAUUGUAUCCCUUAUAGAUCAUUCAUGUUCCUCCGCUUCGCAUUGUUGUUCCCCGGAAAGGUCAUUGAGUCGGACACAUCCUAAUGUGAGGGGAAGGUUUGUGGAGUACCGUGUAGACUCCGAUGCUCUGCAGAUACUUUAAUUCCCUGACCUCUUUUUCAUCAACACACUCACGAGAGAGCGUCGGAGUUUAGCAUGUUUAGCUUAAUAAAUAAGCGUGUUUUAAACGACGGUUGUAUUUGUCCCAUAUUACGGAUAUGCAUGGCCAGAGUGACAGCUCUCCCCGAAGCACCCAGUCUUAGAAAUAUCUCCACUGGACGUACGACAUCUGAACAUAUUUUGUCUAAAUCGCAUGGCCGGUUACUAAGAUGUGCCAGACACCUAUCUGGCAGACCGGGAGGAGCGAUGAACGUGUUUGACAGGGCUAUGAAGCGCCAGCAGAAGAAGUGGGCAGCAUCGCUCCAGGACGGUGACAAGUACGAUUACUUAAGAGCAGAGGCUGGACUACGGGUGGCAGACAGAGUUUACGACAUUGCAAGGACCUUUCCUCUGGCAUUAGAUGUCGGCUGUGGGAAAAGUUACAUAGCUGAGAAUUUGAGCAAGGAUGUAGUUGAACGGUUCUUCCUUACUGACAUCUGUAACAAGUCACUGAGGCAGCAGAGGGAGAGUGAGAUGCCCACCCACUGCGUCCUGGCCGACGAGGAGUUCCUGCCAUUCAAAGAGAACACUUUUGAUCUCGUGGUCAGCAGUCUGAGCUUGCAUUGGAUCAACGAUCUUCCUGGUGCCCUACGACAGAUCCAGCAUGUGCUGAAGCCUGACGGCGUGUUCAUCGGGGCGAUGGUGGGCGGGGAGACCCUGUACGAGCUGCGCUGCUCACUGCAGCUGGCCGAGCUGGAGCGCGAGGGCGGCUUCGCCCCGCACAUCUCCCCCUACACGGCCGUCACCGACCUGGGCAACCUGCUGGGGCAGGCCGGCUUCAACAUGCUCACGGUGGAUAUUGAUGAAAUUCAGGUCAACUACCCAGGGAUGCUUGAGGUCAUGAAUGACUUGAAAGGAAUGGGGGAAAGCAACUGUUCCUGGAACAGGAAACCGAUUCUCCACAGAGACACCCUGCUCGCAGCGGCAGCCAUCUACAAGGAGAUGUAUGGCAAUGAGGAUGGCACGGUCCCGGCCACCUUUGAGGUUCUGCACAUGAUUGGCUGGAAGCCCCAUGAGUCUCAGGCCAAGCCAGCACAGAGGGGGUCAGCCAACGUCUCCUUUGCAGACCUGUCCAAGAUCGGCAAAACGCCACCGGACCAAAAAUCAUAGUCUGUGUGAGUGUGUGUGUGUCUGUAUGUGUGUGUGUGUGUGCGUGUGUAUAGUAGUAAGGUACUUUUUCUGUACUUUGUUGGUAAAGAGACCACGCAGGCUGAAGUGAAUUCAAUGAAAUAUUAGUCUAAAUCUGUACACUUGUAAAGAAAUUCAAAAUGUCAAUAAAUGAUCUAUAGUAGUCCAA
Messenger RNA from Sardina pilchardus (European sardine), 1532 nucleotides. It is a transcript of the gene ndufaf5, whose product is annotated as NADH:ubiquinone oxidoreductase complex assembly factor 5. The coding region runs from base 233 to 1345 and encodes 370 amino acids. The transcript has 12 exons. Gene Ontology annotation, molecular function: S-adenosylmethionine-dependent methyltransferase activity. Gene Ontology annotation, biological process: mitochondrial respiratory chain complex I assembly. The record is from RefSeq and is a predicted model, not a curated record. Gene Ontology annotation, cellular component: mitochondrion. Lineage: Eukaryota; Metazoa; Chordata; Actinopteri; Clupeiformes; Clupeidae.